Ustilaginoidea virens is the source of this 1374-nucleotide messenger RNA. RefSeq lists its product as uncharacterized. The transcript has a single exon. The record is from RefSeq and is a predicted model, not a curated record. Bases 1 to 1374 code for a protein of 457 amino acids. Lineage: Eukaryota; Fungi; Ascomycota; Sordariomycetes; Hypocreales; Clavicipitaceae.
AUGAAGGUGUUGGCCUCCGCCGCGUCAUGGGCCUGGGCCCUGUCUCUGGUUGGGCUCUCAUCCAGCGCUCCGCAGGCGGCCGGCAACGGCGGCAACGGCAGCAACAAGCCCGCCAUGCCGGUGGUCAAGACAACGGUGACGGACAAGGGCCAGGUGCUGGACUGGGUUCCCGUGGGCGCCCAGGCCGCCAAGAUUGCCUCUCCGCCGCCCGCCAGCGUCAUGAGGCGCGCGCCGUCGUCGCGCGACGCGGCGCUGGUGCAUGCCAUCAAGCCCAAGGACCCGGGGCCGGCGGGGACGGUGCCGAUCCUCCGCGCCGGCGGCCCCACCAGGCCGAUGAAGCGGCCGCCCCCCCACGGCAAGCCCCUGAAGGACAAGGGCGAGGGCGAGGGCAAGAAGACGGCUUCCAAAAGUGCCAAACCCGCCAAACCCACACAAACCAAAAAGACCACCGGAUCCGCCACAAGCUCCCAGGCCGCCGCCGUCCCCACCACCUCCUCCUCCUCCUCCUCCUCCUCCUCCUCAUCCUCCGCGGGCAACACCACCAGCCCCGACGCCCGCGACCUCAACGCUCUCGGCGCGCGCGACACGUACAGCGGCCAGCACUGGUGGGCCAGCACCGGCCAGCCCGUCGACAACCAUGGCGGAACGGCCACGUACAACAUGUUCAAGGCCUUUGUGCAGAGCCCGCUCGACUUCAGCCUCCUCCAGGUGGCCGUGCUCCGCAGCGACGCGCCCAACAAGAGCCAGACGAUCGAGGCCGGCUGGAUCAACUACCCCAUCCAGGUGGCGGACCCGCACCUGUUCAUCUUCUACACCACCAACGGCUACGAAAAGUACGGCGACAACCUCUGCGGCUGGAACCGCGACGUGGCCGGCUGGGUGCAGUACGACCAGUACAUCUACCCGGGCGUGGCCUUUGGGCCCCUCUCGUCCGUGGGCGGCUCCAUGUACGAGGCCGACAUUGGCUUCUACUACUUCCAGGGCAACUGGUGGAUGUCGACGCUCGGCAGGUGGAUCGGCUACUAUCCCGGGAGCCUCUUCUCGCAGGGGGGGGUGGACCCGACGCUGACGCUCAGCCACCACUCGAACCAGAUCAACUUUUACGGCGAGGUGUACAACAGCGAGGUCGACCUGACGACGACGGACAUGGGCAGCGGCGUGUUCCCGGAAUCCGGCUUCGGACGGGCGGCCUACAUGAGGAAGAUGUACUACUACGACUUGAACAACGUGGCGCAUCCGUACGACGGCAGCCAGCGCUUCUACCUCAGCGACUCGAAUCGCUACCGCCUCUCGCCGACCUGGAACUCGGGCACGGACUGGGGGAGCUACAUGUUUAUCGGGGGGCCGGGGGCAGGCGGCGUGACGGGGGGGUGA